Aethina tumida (small hive beetle) is the source of this 436-nucleotide messenger RNA. It is a transcript of the gene COX7AL, whose product is annotated as cytochrome c oxidase subunit 7A2, mitochondrial-like. The transcript has 3 exons. Lineage: Eukaryota; Metazoa; Arthropoda; Insecta; Coleoptera; Nitidulidae. Gene Ontology annotation, biological process: regulation of oxidative phosphorylation; mitochondrial electron transport, cytochrome c to oxygen; mitochondrial respirasome assembly. Bases 116 to 373 code for a protein of 85 amino acids. The record is from RefSeq and is a predicted model, not a curated record.
UAAACGUUCAUGACGUUUAUCGAAACGAUUUCAGUUAUCUCAAAGGUUAAAAGGUUGGCAUUACUUCAGUUCGAUAUCUCUGCCAAAAACUUCGAGAAUCCGAGUCGCCCCAAAAAUGAACAAAACUCAGGAAUUAUUGAGAACCUGCAGAAUGGUCUCGAGACAAAUGAGCUCGUUGACUCCUACAUCUGGCAGAUACGUCAAAAUGACCCAAACUCAAAAACAUUUGGGCGUUGACAACAACGUUCCAGUGUACCUGAAAAGUGGCUUGGGAGACAAAGCCUUGUUUGGAACCACCGUUUUGCUAACUGUUGCUGGAGUUGGUUUGUGCUUGGAUGUUUUUUAUACACUUACCUUUGGCAAAAGAGGAUAAUUUAUUGUAAAUUUAAUUAAUAAAAUGUAGUAUUACUGUAAGAAAUACAUUAUAUUAGGAUUU